Messenger RNA from Macrosiphum euphorbiae (potato aphid), 1230 nucleotides. NCBI's taxonomy places the organism in Eukaryota, Metazoa, Arthropoda, Insecta, Hemiptera, Aphididae. The record is from the annotation of a GenBank genome assembly.
AUGAAAAAGUCAUUUGAAUUAGUAAAAUCUAUUUAUAAGAGUAUUCAACCACUUGGGUGUGUUGCUCAUGGGCUACAUCUUUUGUGUUCAGAUAUUUUAAAAAUAAGUUCAGUACAUGAGUUUUUAAAAAAAAAUUCAAACAUUGUACAUGUCAUUAAAAGAUCUCAAUUGCUGUCAUCAGUUUUCAAAAAAUAUCAGAUUUCAAAAGGUAUUAAAAUUCAACUAAAAUUACCCGUGAAAACACGCUGGGGCAGUUUUUUAUUUUGCUUAGAAAGUUUGUUUCAAAAUAAAAGUGUUUUACAAGCUAUGGCAGUAGAUGAAAAUUUACCAACUUCAUUAAUAAGACCUAUUAAAUUGACAUUACUCGAUGAUAAUAAGUAUUGGGAAAAUGUUUCAAAAAUGAUCUCUUUGUUAACUCCAAUAGUGGACGCAAUCAUAUCCAUCGAAUCAAAUAAUAAUCAAAUUCAUCUCUUUCGAACAUUGGUAAAUGAUGUUGAAAAUCAAAUAGAAUUAUUUUUUUCAAAGUCAAUGCUAAAUCCUUUAUUUUCUAUAGCUGAAGAAAUUAAAAUUGUAGCUGAUAUUAAAAAAAAAAAACUAUUUAUAUUAGGUACAGUUCAUUUAGCUGCUGAAUUACUAGAUCCGAAAACUCAAGGCUGUAAACUAAAUAGUAAUGAAAGAAUUUAUACUUUAGAAUUCAUUUAUGAAUUAGGAAUUUCAAUGGGAGUAAAUAUUAUGGAAGACCUGUCAAAUUAUCAAUCAAAAACUGACAAAUUUGCAAAAAAAUUUAUUUGGGAAAAUUCACUUUUAUCUGAACCCUUAAAAUGGUGGCAGUUUCUCAAUCAUAUAUCACCACUAUCUAAAGUUGCUGUUAGAAUUUUGUCUGCUCCUUGCACUUCAGCUGCUACGGAAAGAACAUUUAGUACAUUUUCUUGGAUACACAAUAAAAAGAGAAAUAAAUUAACUACUGUAAGAGCUGGAAAAUUAACUUAUCUGUCUUACAAUUGGAAACUAAAAAAUAAAAUGUGUAGUAUUUCUAAAAAAAAUGAAGAAAGCUCUGAAAAUUCUUCAGUAGUUAUAGAAGAGAUACAAAGUUCAUCUAAUGAUAUUGCCCCAAUGAACACAGAACAGUCUUCAAGCUCUCAAAGUGAUUCAGAUAGUGAUCAAAGUAUAAUUUAUGAUGAUACUGGUAGCGAUGAAGAAUUAAUAUCUUCCUCAGAUGAAGAAGAUUAA